UGUGGUUCUGGAGCGUGUUAUUUGUGGUGAGCCUAGGGGUUGUCCUAGGGGCCGACCCUCCUCAGACUUGGUACAGCUCGGCGACUGUGUACCAAGUAUACCCGAGGUCUUUUAAGGACAGCGAUGGCGACGGAGUGGGAGAUUUAAAAGGCAUCACGCAGAUGGCAAGCUACUUCAAGGAGAUCGGCGUGACCGCAGUGUGGUUGUCUCCAAUAUUCACUUCCCCCAUGGCAGACUUUGGCUAUGACAUCUCCAACUUUACGGACAUUGACCCACUAUUCGGCACCAUAGAGGACUUUGAAGAGCUUGUGGCCACAUUCAGAGAAUUGGACAUCAAGAUUCUACUGGAUUUCGUCCCCAACCACUCGAGUAACGAACAUCCUUGGUUCCUAAAGUCAAUUAAAAACGAUACUGACUACAAAGACUUCUAUGUGUGGCGCAACCCAAAAUAUGACAUAAAUGGCACAAGACUACCACCUAACAACUGGAUAAGUGUAUUCUCCGGCUCAGCGUGGGAGUGGGUCCCAGAGAGAGGUCAAUACUACCUCCGCCAGUUCGCCAUUCAGCAACCCGACCUGGACUACAGGAACCCUGCGGUCAAAGGAAACAUGACAGCCGUAAUCAACUUCUGGCUGGACAAAGGUGUAGAUGGGUUCCGUAUGGACGCAGUGGCUCACUGUUUCGAGGCGGCGAACUUCACUGAUGAACCCGCAAAACCCGGAACACCCGGGAACACCUACGAGACUCUUCAGCACAUCUACACCCAAAACCAGCCUGAGACUUACGCUAUGCUGAAAGAGUGGGCAGAAAUGUUGCACGAGAGAUCACAGCAGGAUGGUCGACAAAGAGUUAUGAUACUAGAGGUCUACUAUCCUACUCCUUUAGCUGUAACUUACUACGGGUCUGGCAACGCGAGCCUGAUGUUUCCAUUCAACUUCAACUUGUUGACCUAUGGAAAUCAAUCUGUCCGUGCACCUUUCAUCAAGUCCUUGAUAGACGACUGGAUCUUCUAUGCGCCUAAAGGGAGCCAGUAUAACUGGGCGGUUGGAAAUCACGACAACAUAAGAGCGGCAAAUAGGUACGGUACAGAGAUGGUGGAUUCUAUCAACCUGCUGACUGGAGUACUUCCAGGCAUCAAGGUUGUGUACAACGGCGAAGAGAUGGGAAUGGAGAACACCUACGUGAGAUGGGACCAGACUGUAGACCCAAGUGGCAUAAGACUGGGACCGUAUCGUUACUUGGAGGGCUCCAGAGACCCGCAGAGAACACCCAUGCAGUGGGACGACACCCCGAGCUCAGGGUUUUCCCAAGACCAAGAUACCUGGCUGCCAAUCAACCCCAACUACUGGUGGCUGAACGUGGAGGCCCAGCGGAACUCCAAGACCUCCCACUUGAAAGUGUUCCAGACCUUGAUGCAGGCUAGGAAAGACCCUGUGCUGCAAUAUGGUGGCGUCGACCUCUACGCACCAGACAACGAUACUUUAGUAAUCAAACGGUAA
Macrosteles quadrilineatus (aster leafhopper) is the source of this 1499-nucleotide messenger RNA. Its product is annotated as maltase 1-like. NCBI's taxonomy places the organism in Eukaryota, Metazoa, Arthropoda, Insecta, Hemiptera, Cicadellidae. The record is from RefSeq and is a predicted model, not a curated record. Gene Ontology annotation, biological process: carbohydrate metabolic process. The transcript is spliced from 8 exons. Bases 162 to 1499 code for a protein of 445 amino acids.